This is a messenger RNA of Nematostella vectensis (starlet sea anemone), 3984 nucleotides long. Its product is annotated as acetylserotonin O-methyltransferase. Bases 1471 to 2622 code for a protein of 383 amino acids. Lineage: Eukaryota; Metazoa; Cnidaria; Anthozoa; Actiniaria; Edwardsiidae. The transcript has 3 exons. The record is from RefSeq and is a predicted model, not a curated record. Gene Ontology annotation, molecular function: O-methyltransferase activity.
CGGGGGAGGAUUUCAAACGUAUCAAGUAUGUAUAGAAUUCUCUUUUGUAUGACAACGGCAUAACGUUAUGCUAAUUUCUAAUUGCAAUUUUUAUUAAUUAAACCUCUGGGCCCUUACCCGUGUCAUACAUCCCACGCAGGCCGGAAGAAAACACGAUUAGGGAAAUCUGGGAGGAAACUGUCUGCUGCGAGGAAUUCACGCUAUUUUUGUGUUGGCGUUGGUCUAGAACCUUCCGGCCUUGGAUGUAACUAGCGGCACUCUGGUGCGACAAUUACAAUGCUUUUUCCCUACACGGUCCUAGGCAUCACAGGGGUCCCAUAAGUUACGUGAAACUACUGCUUUAUGUUUCCGACAUGACAUCGUGCUCGUAAGAUUUUGUCGUGAGAUGUUGCCAUGGAGAUAGCCCUAAAAGUCGUCACAUUCGAGGUUUCCGACUCAUAAUAUUUACCUAUCGUGAUUAUGCGAACGCGUCGGCGUUUAGAAGCAUGUCAACCAUGUGCUUGCUAAUAUCUCACGUGGGAGAGCUAAGUGCCGGCCGCCUGUUCAACAACGUCGAUGCUAUCUUUAAGUACACUAAUUUGAGUAAAAAUUCCUUUUUUUAAGAGCAGUGAAAGUUUGCAAGAAAAGUUGUCAAUGUAGUAGUCAAAUUGAAGUAAAAAAAAAAAAAGAACAGUGCUUAGAGGGUAUUGUUUUUAUAGCCUUCUUUCAUUUUGUCUAAAACGUGGAUGGGCUGGUUAGAGGUUAACAGAAGGUUCAAGUUGAAUUUCCGAACUUCGCAAUUGUCCAGUGGUACAAUAGGCAAAAAUAGCCACUUGUAUAAUAUUUCAUAAUAAUAGAUAGAAAUUAAACUCAUAUAAAAUGUUGCCCAUGUAGCUAGGAUACUGUUGCAAAACUGCUAUUGCGAAAGACCCUAGUUUAAAACGCCAAUCAAUUAUCAAACAAGAUUGACAUUUUCGCGUGUUUUGACUGCCUAGGAGGGCGAAUUGGACUCGCCGCAGGUAAAGGAAUCAGUAUAUAUAACCCCACGACAGGGUCGCGCUGUACGCUCAGUCACCUGUUACGAGUGUCGCAAGCAUUGCGAGGCAUUUUCUUCCUCGAGCGUAACCCCGGCAUCCUAUAGCUAUUACAACUCGCACGUUCAUACCGACCGACUUGAUUCUUCCUUGAAGGUGCUACGAGCGAGCACGCCAAUCGCCUUAUUGGAUUUGUUGUCUUUUCUAAAGAGGUAUUAUCAGUAGAAGGCCUAAGACAAUAUACAAAACCUAUAUUUAGUUAGAGAAAAUAUAUUUCAUGCUUGAUUUAUGCUGAUUAUAAACGCGGCCCAUGACAUAACUGCGUGGACCGGUUCUAGCGACACAACGACCUGACGACGAUUUGAAUAACAGCCCCGAAGAGCCGAGUAACACAGAGUAAGGGAACUUUUAGGGCACGCGAUAAGUAGAGCUUGCCGUUACCUUAAUAACACUUAAUAUGACAUCAUUUGCGGACAGUGCCAAGAAGAUGCCGCGUGUAAGCAAUGGGUUCCAUGAGAAGAGCAUCGCUAAGAACUCAACUCAAGUUAAGGACCAGAGCGUCCCACAAAUCCCUGAAAUCAUCACCAACUUGAUGUUCGGGUUCUGCGGAUCGCAAACGCUUUUCACCGCGUGUGAGUUGGGUAUAUUCGAUCUUCUUCACGCCUCCAACACUCCUCUCUCCGCGAAUGCCAUCGCCAAGGACCUGUCAACAGACGUUGACGCGACGGGCAGACUUCUCGACGCGCUAGUGUGCUUGGAACUCCUAGAGAAAACCCCAGCCUCUCCUCCCGUAUACAUGAACACUCCUACCACGGACCGAUUUCUGCUGCAGUCCAGUCCAAAUUCCGUCAAACCCUGUAUGCAAUUUGGAGGCACGGUACUGUAUCGGCUAUUCAGCAACUUGACAUCCGCGGUACGGGACGGGAAUAAUCAAUGGGGGAGGACCUUUAAUGGCUCCACUGCAGGGGACUUCUUCAAGUCUGCGUACGCCACAAGAGAGGGUGUCAUCAGAGUUCUAGAGGGCAUGAGGGGCACGUCAAGACCCGUAGCUCCGCUUGUGGUCACUGCGUUCGACUUGAGUUCUUUCGCCACCAUGUGCGAUGUCGGAGGGGGUACAGGAGACCUUGCAUACGCCGCAAGUAAUGCCUACCCAGACAUGGCAAUCACCGUCUUGGACCUCCCCCCUGUGGUACAAUGCUCACCUCAUUUCCGCCCCUCCAUGGAGGAGUGCCCCAGGCAGGAGAACGUCACGUUUGUACCUGGAGAUUUCUUCCGUGAAGAGCUUCCUCCGGCGGACCUGUAUGUGUUGACUCACACUAUACACGACUGGGGGGAGGACAAGAUAGAAAUGCUCCUAUCUAAGGUUUUCAGGAGUCUUCAGCCAGGCGGCGGACUACUGAUUGGUGAAAUCCUUUUGAGUGACAGGAAGACUGGGCCAUUCCAAGGAGUCAUGGCAUCGCUAACCAUGUUAGUGCUUUGUGAUAAGGGUGCGAGAGAGAGGUCCGAGCAGGAGUACCGGGAUAUCCUAGAAAGACACGGUUUUAUUGAUAUUCAAGCUAAGCGAACAGGGACUGCAUUUAUGGAUGCAAUAUUGUGCAGAAAACCUUGAGAUUUUUAAUUCAAAAAUGAUGUGUAAAAUUUUGAAAGAAAAAGGGAUUUUCACAUUACUCCUAAAUCGCUAUUUCUUCUGGGGAUAAUAUAUCUGUGAAUUGAAUUUUAAUAUCAGAUUUGCCACAUCUACCGGAUCUAAUAUUUAAUUUGUUUUAUUCAAUCCUGUAAUUUUUUUUCUGUUUCGAGGUGAUGUCAGCAAUUUCGAUUGGAAAUGAAAAAUUAUAUAGAGAAAUUCAUCAUCGAUGAGGGAAUUUCACGGUAAAUUUUACGCGAAAAACGAUAUCGCACGAGUGGCGCAGCGACGAGAAUUUCUUCCUAAACAAGUUCAUUCAUCCGUACCAAAACAUAGUUUGAUGAGAACUUUGAUUUUUUUCAGCUAGGCGUAAGUUGAAAGAUGACUCGCGUUGUGAAAAAUUUCGCGGUACAACUGUGCUUACAUUGAAUUCCCCUUUUCAACUAUUGAAUUCGCGCGUAAGAGUUUGACUAUAAGAAUUCAUGGGGGUAAAGGUUUGAUAAGUCUUUUUUUUUUCAUUUUCAAAAGUUACAGAUAAAUAACAAAGCGUGGAACGAAAGAAGAUCUGUUUCAAACUAUAUAAUAGAAUGGACGCUACAGGGGAAUUGGUGGGGAUGUUUUGGAUAAUAAUAAAUAAAACACACGAGUUUAUUCUCUUUAUUUUAUUAAAUACACAAAGUAUGCUUCAAAAAAGUAUUAGACUAUGUACAAGCAGAGAAUUAAAAAAUUGGUGGGUGUUGAUGUGAAGGAAAUAGUAACACCAUGUUUUUUUCUCAAUUUUACUUAAUUUCUUAAUUCAUUCUUUAUUGAGACAAAUUACCAUGGUGCUACACUUCUCCAUCACAUUCAAACCCAUCCAUAGCCCAUCAUAAGCAUCAUUAGACUCCAUUUCCAGCCGUCAAUAGCAUUGCUGUCAACUCAACCGCAUUAGGCGGUUGUCACAAGAUUUUGGAUCUCAUCACAAGCCCUAAUUUUUGAGAGAAUUUCCAUACAUUCUCUGUAUUCAUCCGCAUUGGCUCUCUUGGUUUUUUCACUAUUUACUGUAUUUCACCCGAUUUGACAAGAUUUCUGUCCAAGUUGGGUUGACAGCUAUGCACUAGGACUCCUCAGCAAGUAAUGCAGGUCUCACAGAAACGAGCUGUAAAUCGAGCCUACAGAGCCUAGGGAACCAAUAAAAGUUUUUCAAAAAUAUAAGAAAAUAAGCUAUUUACAGAAUAGCGUCAUACAUUCAAAGCCUGUAAACAGCAUUUCUGGAGCAACUCACUUGCUCUCUUUAAAAGAAUGAAAUCAAAACUGGAGGUACUUUUUUCAUAAAAAAUAAAAAAAAUGAACUGGUGAGAUGAAAAA